AUGAAAAUGAUCUUCCCAGUGUCCACUAAGAUGAACAUAUUGGUGUGGCUUUUGGCAGCUACGCAUUUUUUCGGAUGCACUAUGGCAGAUGAUGAUCACGCGCCAGUGACACAUAUUCUAACCAAGCGAGCAAUGUACUAUAGUCCAUAUGCGAUGUAUCCGUCAAGCCAGGGAGCAUAUCCUAACAUGCCAUAUGGAAUUCCGUCCUACUAUGUUUCCUCAUUGGAAUCCCAACUGGUCACGACAUUGAAAUAUAGGCUGUCAGCGCGAUGUUACUCUUCAGUUGUUCGGAAAGUCUUGCUGACGCGUGAAAUUAUGUGAUUUUUGGCAGAUGUUAGAAUGAUAUUACUCUGCGCCCCAUAACGUUCUCUACCCCCGUUGAAAAAUUUGCAAUGUAACAGUUUUUAUCAAAGACUUCGCAUUUGAUAGCUUCAAUUUCUUCUUACCCUUUGGAUGGUACGAAAUGUAGUCAUAGCAUGAACUGAAGUGGAAAUAUCCUGUACAAGAUGAGC
Messenger RNA from Cylicocyclus nassatus, 512 nucleotides. Lineage: Eukaryota; Metazoa; Nematoda; Chromadorea; Rhabditida; Strongylidae. The record is from the annotation of a GenBank genome assembly.